AUGUUCACUCUAUGCAUCGUUCCUACUGCCAACCUAUGCAAGCCCUAUUUCGAGCCCGUCUAUGACGAGAAUAAUGAUGAAGGCGGUGCCCCCGUGCAAUACCCUAGUGAUGCUGAUCUCCUCUUAUUGUUGAAUGGAAUUAUCACAUAUGGUGGUACUAGUCUGAUACUGGGUGGACCCAACGAUGAGAAUUCCCUCCCCCACUCCUUGAUGCUGGUCAUACUGGUCACUAUGGUUAUGUCUGGUAUUAAUACGCACUAG
This is a messenger RNA of Perkinsus marinus ATCC 50983, 261 nucleotides long. RefSeq lists its product as hypothetical. The record is from RefSeq and is a predicted model, not a curated record. The transcript is spliced from 3 exons. Lineage: Eukaryota; Perkinsozoa; Perkinsida; Perkinsidae. The coding region runs from base 1 to 261 and encodes 86 amino acids.